Manduca sexta (tobacco hornworm) is the source of this 2269-nucleotide messenger RNA. RefSeq names its product peroxidase. Gene Ontology annotation, biological process: response to oxidative stress. Lineage: Eukaryota; Metazoa; Arthropoda; Insecta; Lepidoptera; Sphingidae. Bases 109 to 2022 code for a protein of 637 amino acids. The transcript has 12 exons. Gene Ontology annotation, molecular function: peroxidase activity; heme binding. The record is from RefSeq and is a predicted model, not a curated record.
GUUCAAUUUAGACCGUAGAACAAACGACUCAAGAUCACUUCGAUAUUCACAAUACGCUCGUACGUUCGCGCGGUACGAUAUUUUUGCACCUAAUAAUAAUCCUUAAAUAUGUUAAAAAUAUUAUUAAUUUUUUGUUGCAUUUAUUGUGUUAACUGCGCUUUGUAUUACGAUUCAUAUUAUGGGAAGACUAUAACACGCGAGGAAUUGAAGCGACACGACAAAGCUAAUACCACUUUUUGGUGUGUAAACGAAAUCGAGCCAUGCGACCCAAAUGAAUGGAGACGCGUGGAUGGGUCAUGCAAUAAUCUCAAAAACCCCACUAGAGGGGCCACCCACACCCCAUUCUAUAGAGUACUACCACCCAUUUACGCCAAAGAUUUCGAGCCAAGGAAGUCAAAAAGUGGCAAUGACCUACCUCUCGCCAGGCACUUAAGAACGCACCUCCUCUCUGAGGGCCGUGUGCCAAGCCAAAUAUUCACUCAGCUGGCUGUCAAUGACUUGGUGUUCAUGUCUGCUGAUAUAGUAUCCCUUCAUGAUACAGUGAACUAUAUUGUAUGGAAGCCGUAUUGUUGCGCCCCCAAGGGGAAGACGGACAGAGUUUGUGUUCCGAACAAAAUACCUGAUGAUGACCCUGUGCAUCGUUUCUCCGACAUCCGAUGCCUUAACAUGACCAGGCCUGAAUCCUUUCAGUCCAUUGGAUGUAUCAAAAAUGGUACUACGCCUGAAAGGAUUGUAUCGUCGACGCCUCUUCUAGAUUUGUCUGUUAUUUACGGUAAUGUACUGAAAGGCUUGCUAGAAAGAGGGAGGCUGUUCGAAGGCGGUUUAUUGAAAUUCGAGGUUUCCAAUGGAAGGAUAUUUCCGCCCAGUUAUAAGACGCAAGCUCAUGUCUGCUUCCUAAACGAAAGACCGAGGGAAACUCGCUGUCAUAAUAUGCCGGAAGACGGUGCGAACACAUUAGCUGGUAUCAACAUCAUGGCGAUAUGGUUCUGGAGGCUACACAACUUCAUUGCACGGCAGCUGGCCCGCGUGAACCCAUGCUGGGAUGACGAUAGGCUAUUCUACACAGCACGAGACAUCAAUAUCGCUAUCUCCUUGCAGAUCUACUAUUACGAACUUUUGCCGAUUAUGUUAGGACGUCAAAACCUCAUAAGGGAUGGAGUUAUAUCCCCGUCUCCAGGUUUCAGAAAUAUUUACAACCCUGACAUAAUACCCCAGGUGUCUUUGGAAUAUCCGUUUGUUUUGAGAUGGGUUCACACUAUGCAAGAGGGAGAGUUGAAAAUGUACGACAAACAUGGAUAUUACCUUAAGAAGUACCCGAUCGUGAACCUGACGCUGCGAACAGGCUUCUUGGACGUGGACGACAACCUUGAUUACUUGACGCAAGGCACCUUCAGGCAAGGAAGUGCUAACAUCGACUACAUUGUCGAUCCUGACAUCGCAGAAAUCGGUCUCGGACCACACCAAAGAGCAUCGGACCUAACUACAAACGACGUAUCCAAGAACAGAUACUUCGGAUUCCAGCCUUAUGUGAAGUACAGACAGUUCUGUUUCGGACACACCGUCAAGACUUGGGACGACUUGAUCGGUAUUAUCGAUCGUGAGAGAAUAGAAGUGCUCAGAGACCUUUACGAAAACGUGGAAGACGUGGAUCUAAUAGCAGCUAUUUGGGUCGAGAAGCCGAUAAAGGGUGGUUUUGUUCCUCCGACGUUCUACUGCCUCGUGGUUGAACAACUAGUCCGUAAUGCUGUCUCUGAUAGACAUUGGUACGAAAGUUCGGAAAGACCGAAUGCGUUUAAUAUCGAACAACUAUUGGAAAUAAGGAAAGCGACCAUCGCGAGGCUUCUGUGUGACGUGGCAGAUACAGUAACUGAAAUUCAACCGCAUGCGUUUUUGAAGGCUGGACCAGGAAAUGAGAUGUGUAGUUGUAAACACAUUCCAAGCAUAAACUUCUGGGCUUGGAGGGAUAACUCGUGCUACCCUGGCGAUGUGUGGAAGCAAAACCCGAAUCUGAGAGAACACUGAUUUAAACAUGAAGAUAUAUAUUGUGUAUUUAAUAUAAUAUUCCAGAAAUGUAUUUUUUUUAUACAGCAAAGUGACUCCAUACCACUUGUUUAAUUUUUUUGGAUAGAUAUCUACAUUUCUGAAAUACUGUGACAAAAUAUAAAUAACAUAAGACUUACAUAUAAUUUUGUUAUAUUAGAGAUAAUUUUGAAAUGUUUACUGUAGUUUUCACAUCGAAGGAUACAGAAAUAAAAUAUUAUUUAUCUAA